Molecule: messenger RNA, 1059 nt
Organism: Rosa chinensis
Lineage: Eukaryota; Viridiplantae; Streptophyta; Magnoliopsida; Rosales; Rosaceae
Exons: 3
Coding region: 114-803 (229 amino acids)
Source: RefSeq, a predicted model, not a curated record
GACAAAAUUGAAGUCCAGCUUUCUGAAGUUGCUUGUUCUCCACUGCUCCGUCUUCUUCUUCUCUCCUGGUCGCUCCGUCUUCUUCUUCUCUCCUGGUGAGGACCAAAGUAGACAUGGGAAGCGUCACCGAGGAAGAGCUGGUUCAAAUGGUGACAGACUUCAUUGAAUCUUCAGAGUCAGUUCCUGACUCAUUAUCUUCUCCCAAAUCCCCUCGUCAAUCCAAGUCUCUAACUCUACAGGAGAUAAUAUGGAAGGCAACAGAUCAUGAGAAUGAGAUACUUGACAAAAUAUCAAUUUAUUUGAGGGACCUAGAGAGUAUGAUUCAUCAACCUAAGAAUCUGAAGAACAAAUGGGUUGUGAUGAAACUGAAAAUGGAUGGUUAUGAAGCCUCUCUUUGUAAAACUUCAUGGGUUUCUUCUGUUAAACUCCCCGAAGUUUAUGAAUUUACAGAUGACUAUGAAUAUGUUGAUGUUAUGGUGAAGGACAACAAUUUACUCAAGGUGACAAGGUUAAUAGUGGACAUGGAUUUCAAGUCACAAUUUGAGCUUGCAAGACCAUCACCAAGCUACAAAGAGCUGAAAGACAUUUUGCCAGACAUUUUUGUUGGGACUGAAGAAAAGCUUGACAAAGUCAUAUCUCUGGUUUGCUCAGCUGCACAGAAAUCUCUCAAGAAAAUGGGUCUUCAUGUUCCUCCAUGGAGAAAAGCCGCCUACAUGCAAUCCAAGUGGCUCUCCAAAGAUUGCAAGAAAAUCUCAAUCUCACCCACAAACAUGGAAUUGGGUAUCAUCUCCCAAAUGCACUAGUUAGAAAAUGGGGCAGUUUUUUUUUUUUUUUUUUUAACUCUAGAGAAGAGGAACAAAUGGUAAAAAAAGAAAAAAAACAAAUGGUGGUUUUGACACCCUUUGAGUUUUGACUCAUGAAUUACCAUUUUGUUCCCUUCGUUUUUAUUUCUUUAACUUAAGGUCAAUUUUGUUCAGGCAGACCUCAAAGUUUUGUAUUUUCCUUUGUACCGAAAAAAAAAGUUUUGUAUUUUCCUAGCCAUUUCCUCGUCUGUGAACA